GGCAUCGAGAAGACUGCCAACUUUCGUGUGGGGGACAAUAGACAAAGUUAUCAUCACAGAAUUCGCCCCACAUCUCAUUUUCAAACAAUAAUAAGCAUGUCGUUAAAAAGAGAUGGGUUUAUUUAAAGAAGUUUCCUGCAUUUUAAAGCAGGAGGAAUUUGCAUAAUCAGAAGAACCUACGUGUGUAUGUGCAUAUAAAUGUGAGACGAUGAAGAGACGACGGAGUGUGUUUAGUCCGGGCAGUCGAUAAGGCGGAAAGAUAAGGAGUCGUCUGAGGGGAAAUAAUGGAAACGAAUAAUUACCAAGGGUUAAGAGAGAGAAGUGAUCUUAAUUUGACGGCGGAUUUAGACCCAGAGAUUAAAAUGGAGAAGAAAAGGGUGGAUUUGAUUUCGAAUUGUCCCAUUAAGCUGACCACGGGGGACAAUUUGUCAUCUUGUGACGAUGAAGAUGACGAAUAUUCCUCGUUUCCUGUGAAAAUAGCGAAUAAUCCGACGCUUGGCCGGUAUCUGGUUGCUCGGCGUGACUUGAAAGCUGGGGAGCUCAUUUUGAGAGAAGAUCCCAUCUUCGUGUCGCCAAAUUCGGGGGACAAUACUUGUUUCGGGUGUUGUUUAAAGGCUAAAAAUCCAAGACCAUGUUCCACUUGUGGUUGGCCUGUUUGUGGGAAGGAGUGCGAACAGAUUCCAUUCCACUCUCGGAACGAGUGUGCCGUAUUUUCCUCGGCCGGAAUAACCCCACCGCUGCAGCCACCCUACGACUUCAUCCACCCUGCCGAACUCAUCAAAGUUCUGAGGGCCGUUCUGAUCAGCAAGGGUCGCACGGCCGAGGACGCCGCGACGUGGGGCGCCAUGACCAAGCUGGAGUCGCACAUGAAGCAGCGGGAGGCCAUCCCCAAGGUCAGGUUCAUGUCCACCCUGACCAAGAACUUCAUUCGGGGGGCGUGCCACGUGGGGGACGUGCCCGAAGAGCAGAUUGAUCUCAUCCUGGGAAUCAUCGACGUCAACGCCUUCCGACACACGCUCCAUCCCAAUAACCCAUUAAGGAUGGAAGCCGUCAAGGCGAAUAAGGAUGUGGACAAGAACGCCACCUUCCUCUACCCCAAAGGCUCCAUGGCCGCGCACGGUUGUCGUCGCACCGUCCGCUGGGAAACUCUGCCAUCUGGAACGUUAGAAAUGUACGUCACGGAGGACACUCCCGCUCUCAGUUUGCUCACCCAUCCCUACGUGGACCUGAUGAAAGGGACGCCGGAAAGGAGACGCUUGCUCCGUGACCAGUUCUACUUUGACUGCUCCUGUCCCCGCUGUUCCGAUCGGACCGAGUUGGGCACGCACUUUUCCACGCUCAAGUGCCCCACGUGCUUCGAGGGGAACCUCCUCCCGGACUAUCCCCUCCACUACAAGUCGCCCUGGACCUGCGCCUCCUGCCACGCCACGAAACCUUCCCACUUCGAGCGGAACGUGGUGCGAGGGAUGCAAGCGGAAAUGAAGUCCGUGCUGGAGCAAUGUUCCGGGAACAAUUUGGCCGUCGUUGCGGGUUUGGCGAAAUUGUUGGGGAAAUAUCGAGGCAAGAUUUGUCACCCGAACCAUUUCGCCGUGGUGGACGUGGAGUAUCAUUUGGUGAGGAGGAUGGCGCUGAUGAGGAAGCCCACCGUCGACUUGCUCCUCGAGAUGAAAAAGUUGAUACAUAAAUAUCUCGAUAUUGCUGUCGUGUUCUAUCCAGGGAUUAAAUAAGGAAAGAAAGGGGGAAAGUUUGGGGAAGGUUUUCAGAAAUUUUGCAUUUAAAUGUACAUGUUUUUGCUCGGUGUAUAUUUAUAUUCCAGGUUUUAACGUAGGGCUCGGUGACCUAUCACUAAAAUCGCCAAAAUUAGCACAGUUUAAAUCAUUUCUCGGCUCUGGGAAUUCAUUUUAAAAUUUAUAAAGUAUAGGGAGUUGCCAAUUUUUCAAAGAUGCACACUCCAGAUUUUGACAGUUUUUGAAGGAGAUUUCAAGUUUAAGAAGUCUUCAGAAAAAUUGAAACUGGCUUGCGAAACUCAGCCAUUCCUGUAUUAAUCACUUACAAAUUUGUCGGCCAGAAUUUUAAAAUAAAUUCCCAAAGCUCAGAAAUUAUUAAGAAAUGCGGAGUUUGAAGACGCAUUAUCGAGUCCUACGGAAAAAAAUUUAGGGAGUUUUUUUUUUCGGGGAUAAUUAUUUAACUUUCACAUUUAUUUUUCGUUUGGUGUGCAAUUACAUAUUUCUUAUUUUUUGGAAAAUACUAAAUGUCCACGUCUUUAUUUUCGUAUUUGUUCUGAUAAUAAAAACUUAUUGCGAUGAUACAAACUAACUUUAUUUGUUCAAGUCUUGCACGAUCGUCCUAUGCCUUUCUCCUUCUGCACUAUCUUGUCUCGUCUUACGAUUAAAUCUACUCGAAGAAAGUAUUAUUAAAAGUUUCACUUAAUCAGUAGUUAAAUAAGUUUUACUUUGCUGAACUUGAUAAACUGCACAAAUUACACGGUAAAUGAAAUGAAAUAGGUCAAAUAUAAUUGAAUCGCUUUCUCAAUCUGUAAACUUUUUAAGAAAGUUACGUAAAUGUGCGUGUUGUUUUUUGUCAGUAGAACAAAACCAAACUACUUUUCAAACCAGGUCGAACACGAGAGAAUUUUAAGAGACACUUAUCAAACCCAUGUACGUUUACAAAAUUUCAGUAACUUUCCUCUCCAUAUCUCUUGAGUUAGAUCAAAAUUUCGGGAGAAAAUAUGAAAAAUGUUGAGAAUUCACUUCGAGAUCGACUCCGGAAAUUUUGAGCCAACCAAAGAGUCGCGGAAAUUUUGCAAUUUUAAUGUAGAUUUGCUAACUGCAUAAUUUAAUUGAGGGAAAAAGAGCAUAAUGACGUAUGUUGGGUUGUCCCAUAAUUAAAAUUCAGAGGCAACCAGAGCAAAUAUUUGUCAUAAGAGGUAAGCAAGUAGAUUAAGAAAUUUUAAAGCUUUGGGUAUCUAUCUACAUAUGUAGGUAUGUACGUGUGACACUUCAGGAUACAGAUUUUUCCAUGCAACAACUCAGGAUGCGGAGUAUGAUUUGAUUUAAGGAACGAUAUAUGUAUAACGACCAGACACCAAAAUUCGCAAAGAUAUUCCAUGCUUAUCCUUAGUAAUGUGGAUACAAGAAUGGUCAUUUCCGAGGGGACUAUGAGAUUGUCAACUAGUGUCUCAUGAAACGAUUUUCCCCUUUUCUCAUCAAUAUCAUAUUAACUUUGAAAAAAGAAUUUUCUAGCCGGAUCUUAAUAUCUCUGAGGCAUAUACACAUAAGCAACACAACUGUUUAAUGUCAAAAGUCUGGCUCCUGCCACAGGAAAUGGAACCAGCGGAACCGGAAAUUGAAAUAUUACCGUUUCUAAUCGGUUUAUUUGCAUUUUUGCUAAAUUUUGUGUCAUGUGUCCUUAAAAUGAAAUGCCAGAAUAAAUUAUAUUCUAAUUUACUGUCUUUACAACUUA
This is a messenger RNA of Folsomia candida, 3462 nucleotides long. Its product is annotated as SET domain-containing protein SmydA-8. The transcript has 4 exons. The coding region runs from base 285 to 1727 and encodes 480 amino acids. Lineage: Eukaryota; Metazoa; Arthropoda; Collembola; Entomobryomorpha; Isotomidae. The record is from RefSeq and is a predicted model, not a curated record.